CUUUUACAGAGUUUAGUCAUAAACCUAUCUUGGUAGUUGUAGUUCCCGUAGUCAGACUGUUUCCUUGUAGCCUUCAUGAGGCGGAUUCUGCUCAGCAGAGGGAAGUAGAUAUGAAAAUAGGGGCCAGGAUUGUGUGAAUUUCUGGAAAUAUGUCCAAGAAAAGGGGCAGAAAGCGUAGCAGCGGCGAGCUGAGUGAGAGUUCGGGUUUGUCUCUGUCGUCGACCCUAGACCCUAACAACCUGCUGGGCCUGCGGAUUGAGCACAAUUGGAGGGAGAAGGGCAACCUGACCAAGUGGAAAGGCACAGUGCUGGAGCGCCUCACCGUCAACACCUCCCUGUACAUGGUCAAAUAUGACGGCUUCGACUGCGUCUAUGGCAUCGAGCUGUUCAAAGACGAGCGGGUGUCCAACCUGCAGGUUUUAACAGAGAAAGUCGUAAACAACAAGAUCAAGGUGCCCCACGAUGCGCCAGAGUUGGUGGGCAAGGCUGUGGAGCACCUGUUUGAGAAGGAGGACGGUGAGAAGAAUGAGUGGAGGGGCAUGGUGCUUUCUCGCGCCCCCAUCAUGACCAACUGGUACUACAUCACCUAUGAGAAGGACCCUGUGCUCUACAUGUACCAGCUCUGGGACGACUAUAAGGACGGAGACCUCCGCAUCCUCCCUGAAGCUGAGAACAAACACCUGCUGCCUGCGGACAGGAAGCCAGGCGAGGAGACAGAGAGCCUUGUGGGUAAGCAGGUGGAGUACGUCACUGAUAAGGGCGUGAAGAGGACUGGGCUGGUUAUCUACCAGGUUCCCGCCAAACCCUCCGUCUACUACAUCAAAUACGACGACGACUUCCACAUCCACGUUUAUGACCUGGUCAAAACCACCUAGAAUACAACUAGACCUUGUCAAAACCACCUAGAAUACAACUAGACCUUGUCAAAACCACCUAGAAUACAACUAGACCUUGUCAAAACCACCUAGAAUACAACUAGACCUUGUCAAAACCACCUAGAACACAACUAGACCUUGUCAUAACCACCUAGAAUACAACUAGACCUUGUCAUAACCACCUAGAAUACAACUAGACCUGGUCAAAACCACCUAGAAUACAACUAGACCUGGUCAAAACCACCUAGAAUACAACUAGACCUUGUCAAAACCACCUAGAAUACAACUAAACCUUGUCAAAACCACCUAGAAUACAACUAAACCUUGUCAAAACCACCUAGAAUACAACUAAACCUUGUCAAAACCACCUAGAAUACAACUAGACCUGGUCAAAACCACCUAGAAUACAACUAGACCUGGUCAUAACCACCUAGAAUACAACUAAACCUUGUCAAAACCACCUAGAAUACAACUAGACCUGGUCAAAACCACCUAGAAUACAACUAGACCUUGUCAAAACCACCUAGAAUACAACUAGACCUUGUCAAAACCACCUAGAAUACAACUUGACCUUGUCAAAACCACCUAGAGUACAACUAGACCUGGUCAAAACCACCUAGAAUACAACUAAACCUUGUCAUAACCACCUAGAAUACAACUAAACCUUGUCAUAACCACCUAGAAUACAACUUGACCUUGUCAUAACCACCUAGAAUACAACUUGACCUUGUCAAAACCACCUAGAAUACAACUAGACCUGGUCAAAACCACCUAGAAUACAACUAAACCUUGUCAUAACCACCUAGAAUACAACUAAACCUUGUCAAAACCACCUAGAAUACAACUUGACCUUGUCAUAACCACCUAGAAUACAACUAGACCUUGUCAAAACCACCUAGAAUACAACUAGACCUUGUCAAAACCACCUAGAAUACAACUAGACCUUGUCAAAACCACCUAGAAUACAAUCUGACCUGGUCAAACCUACGUAGGAAGGACUUUCUAGUCCCCCCGCCUCAGACCCUCACACCUGUACACCCACCUUGAGGUCGACUCCCAUUUGAACUCAGUCAAUUCAGGAAGUGAGUUCAAAAUUCAGUAUUUACCAAAUCGAAAUAUUGAGAAGCUUAAUUCAUCAAUGGAAUUUGAAAACCUCCCCUGAGUUGACUGGAUUGAAAUGAAACUCUGCAAACCUGACACAUUAUUGUGGACAUGUUCCCUGCCUUGUCUCAUCUAAUGGGAGAAGGACUAUCAAGGUCAGAAGUUUGCUAAAAGUGUGAAAUCUGUGACUUAGAUCGAGUAGGCUUUUGUAAACAGCUCAAAGCUUACAUCUAUUUAUUUUUCAUUUAAAGUAACUGUCAUACUUUUCCAGAUUUCUAUGAAAUAUGACAAUUAAUUACUUACAAUAUGAGAAAAGUAGUUUUCCUUCCAAAAAAAAGUAAUUAAGUAUGUUAAAAAGCAGCUUUUCUGUAUUUGAAUGGUGUGUGUGUACCCCAACAACAUAAUGGUGUGGGCGUAUACUGGUCAUCACAAAUUUUAAUGCGAGUAGGCCGCUGAUUGGCCAGCUCAUCCUCCUCAGGAGUAUGACAUCAUACUCUAUUUAAACUGUCUGUUUUAGAUACAAGUUUGAGGUGGUGUUUUUGAAGUGUUUAUUUUUCUCCAAUUUAUGCUUUGGCCACAUGAGUAUAGGACGAGUCAACAACAUUAUUUGGCUUAACAGAAUAUUAACUUUCUUUAAAGUUACAUUUUCACUUGACAGUUACUUUAAGAAACAAGAGAUGAAGCAGCAAUGUUUUAUUUUUCUUAACUUAUUUUAGAACAUAUUUAGCUAUCAUUUUUAUUUAUAUAUUCUGAAAUAAAACAUGGAUAAGAACUUUGUACCAGGGCAAAAGCUUUGAUACAAUGUAUUCCCAACUGAUGGUUGUUGACUUGGUUACUAUGGACAAUAGAAUUUGUGUUUUGUUUGGCUAAGGAAGUAGAUAUUAUCAGUGAAAAUGACCUAUGUUCAAAUGUGUUGCUUGAAUAGUGCAAGAAAAUAAUGUUAUUUAAUAGAAAUUAUAAACAAUUGCCAAGAUUUGCCUGCUCAUGUUUCAGAAACACCCACACCAGCUAAGCUCACAUUUUAAUUUGAGAGGAAUUGUUUGACUUAGCUACUAGUUUCAUAAAUUCAGAGGAGUCAUGUUUAAGACAUUUUGGAUUACAACCAACCCGUAGUCAUGGUUGAAUAUUGUAAUAUUUCUGUCAUGUUGUUAGACUGUCAUGCCCGUAACUGUACUUACCUUUUGUAAAUACCUGUAAUGUGUGUCGCAUUUUUAAAAAUACUGCAAAGAUGCUUUGGUAUUAUUUGCUCUUCCUGUUUGAUAUUGAAUAAUGCUUUAUUUUGCGAUUGCAGCCAUUGUUGGUUCAUUAUUUUUCCCCACUAGUGGUCAGGUUUACUUAGCAUUUAAACAUUUUUUUAAAGUAAGGAAUUAAACAUAAAAGGUCAUAAAACUGUUUCAUGUUUCUAACUUUAGUUUUUGUUCUUUGUUCACCUCAGAAAUGAAGGUGUAAAAAUGUCCCUUAUGUGAAUGCUUUUGUAAAGCUGCACAUAUGUUUUAAUGGGGCUAUUUAUCCACACUAAAAAGGUUGAUGUUGAAAUUGACUUUUGAAACUAGCAAUUGUUGAGAGAAGUUGAACAAAGAUAAAGACCUUUUAUCUUUAUCUGUGUGGCCGGUGAAUAUUCCUUUCCAGUAGUGGCAUUUUGCCAGAGAGAUGACAUUUUACAAUGCCUAGAAGGCCCGAAAUAAUUCAAUUUAGUUUUAAAAGUAAUGUUACCUCAAAAUGCCACUUAAUUUAGAUCUUAAAUUCUACAUACAUUUGGAAACUUGUUGUCCUCCUCUCUUGUGUUCUGCUCUGUCAUUCUCACAGUGUUUGCUAGCUAUUAAAACCAUUAAUUAUUUCAUCAUGCCCAUCAGACAGUCAGUGGUAUUCAAAAGCUCUGUUUGGGAAAAUAUCAGAAUUUUCUCUCCUCCCUCCGUUGUUACAGUGCUUUAUUGUGUAGUUUGCAAGUUUACAGGACUGUCGAGAUUCAGAGGAAAUAUAUUUACCAUGUUAUUUUGCUGCUUUCUACAAAAGUUGAUUAUUUAGUAAGCUUACAAGUGUUCAAUUUUCCGUUUUGUCUGUUUGUGUAACAACACUAUCAUGGAUAAUAAAAGAGAUAUUUUUUGCACAA
Molecule: messenger RNA, 4086 nt
Organism: Oncorhynchus keta (chum salmon)
Lineage: Eukaryota; Metazoa; Chordata; Actinopteri; Salmoniformes; Salmonidae
Product: spindlin-W-like
Exons: 5
Coding region: 150-875 (241 amino acids)
Biological process (GO): gamete generation
Source: RefSeq, a predicted model, not a curated record